CACAUGCUCAUGCCAAGCAUCGCUUCGCACCACGUGGCCGCAACCGUCCUCCUGGGGGCGCCGCGCGCCAACCUUUCACAAUUUGCAGCAGCCCCGAAGCCAUCAGCACAGGGAUCCCCGCAAGAGAGCCGCGGGAACGGGAGCCCAGGGCGCAGCGAGCGUUCUGCCGCCUGCCCCGGGCGCGCGGGCUUGCGGGACUCAGGCGUCGCCCCUCCGGGGCUUGGGGGAAGGGCGGAGCGCCCCCAGCGCGGCGACGGCGCUGGAGUGGGCCCGAUGGCCGACGACCCCAUGACCGGGGGCCAGGGCGCCGACGAGGAGGGGCUGAGGCAGAGGCUGGUGGAGACCCGCAGUACCGUCGAGGGACUCCUGAAGCAGCAGCAGGCCGAGCAGGCGCUGGCAGAGGCCCUCCGGCACCCGCCGUACGGCGGCUCGGAGGAGACCAAGGAUGCCAAGGCAGGCCUUCGGCACACCCUCCGCCGGCAGGGCCCGCGGCCGAGGACGCGAGCAUCAAGAAGGCCGUCGGCUCCCUCGGGGAGGAGGACUGAACACGCGGCUCUCACGAAGUACCUUUACAAGUUCUGGGAGUCCGGCCAGCCUGCCAGAACGAACGCUCAGUUGUUCACAUGGCACGCUGCUCUGGUAGAACAUGCUGGCCAAGGUUGUAUAGCACGAGCUUUGUACGACAUGAGGUGGCCCUGACGGCCCCGCGUCGCCGCGCCGGACCCCGCGCCGGACUCCGCGGCGGGCCAGCUCGGCAGGGCCCGCUUCGAUUCCUCCGACCCGAUGCGACGUCGCUGGAUUCCGACCCCGACUCGAGUCGACCUGGGAUCCCGAUCUGGGCUCCGGUCUCGUGUGUGGAGGCCUGGCAGCCUGCCGGGCCCCACCGAUUCGGCUGUGUGCCCGGUUCGGCUGCCGGUUUUUCCGCCGAGCCGAUUCGUGCCGAUGGCCGAGCCGGCUCGUCGAUGCGAGGCGAGGCAGCCGGCGCUUGCCUUCGGAGGGGGGCCCUCUUCUUGACCUGCCCCGAGCACCCCGUCGACCCGAGCUUUCCACUUGGGGCUGCGUCGGCCACGUCCUGGAGCGGCUCCUCGUGCGGCACGCCAGCGGCACGGGCUGAGGCUGCGCCGACGGCGCCCCUCGGGUGUCCACCCCUCGCCGCUCGCCCCGCCCCGCGCUCCGGGCCGUCGGCCCGCAGGGAGCCUUGAGGAUUACCCGAUCUCGGCAGGCUCUGGCCACAGUCUCCCUCUCCCUCCUCCUUCCCUCGCCAACGGCGGACGCGAGCGGGAGGAGUUCGAGAGACCAGAAUUGUGAAACGCCC
Messenger RNA from Prorocentrum cordatum, 1315 nucleotides. The record is from the annotation of a GenBank genome assembly. NCBI's taxonomy places the organism in Eukaryota, Dinophyceae, Prorocentrales, Prorocentraceae.